Boeremia exigua is the source of this 785-nucleotide messenger RNA. Its product is annotated as 50S ribosomal protein L16. Lineage: Eukaryota; Fungi; Ascomycota; Dothideomycetes; Pleosporales; Didymellaceae. The transcript is spliced from 3 exons. Gene Ontology annotation, cellular component: ribosome; mitochondrial large ribosomal subunit. Bases 87 to 785 code for a protein of 232 amino acids. Gene Ontology annotation, biological process: mitochondrial translation. The record is from RefSeq and is a predicted model, not a curated record. Gene Ontology annotation, molecular function: structural constituent of ribosome; rRNA binding.
CACAGCAGCAGCCACACCUUGGCGCCGAACUUCAACUUCUAAACUAUCAGCGGUCGUCCAGACGCCCGUCAACCACAUCGCCCACCAUGCCGCCGCCCAGAUUACCGCAAGGCCUGCUAGCCUCCCUCAGCGCGCUGACCCUGCGCCCACGCCCAACCGCGCCCGCGCUCCGCCUCACACCCACCCUACGAACCUUCACCAGCACGCCCGCGCGCCCCAACUACCUAAUCCCCAAAUCCGGCGAAUCCUCCAAAUCGCGCAAAGGCCGCUGCCGCGUGCCCACCGGCGGCAGCACACGCGGCACCACCGUCGUCUGGGGCGACUACGGCCUACGCAUGCGCGACCACGACCGGCGCAUCAGCGCCGCGCAGCUCAAGAUCGCCGAGGACACGAUCCGCAAGCGGCUGCGCGGGAUGAAGUUCCGCAUGUACAUGCGGCUGGCGGCGAAUAUCGGCGUGUAUACCAGCGGCAACGACGUGCGCAUGGGGAAGGGGAAAGGGUCGUUUGAUCGCUGGACGGCGAGGGUCGCGGUGAGUAAGAUUGUGUUUGAGGUUAAGGGGGAUUUGCACGAGCAGGUUGUGCGGGAUGCGUUUCGGUUGGCGGGGGCGAAGUUGCCGGGGCUGUAUGAGUUUGUGAAGAAGGGGGAUGCGCCGGUGAUGGGGAUUACGAAGCUGGAGAACGGGGUGACGGCGGCGGAUUUGAAGAGGCCGCGCAGGCUGUUGCCGUUGGAGCAGACGGCGGCGCGGAUCCCGGCGGCGGCGAGUAAGCCUGCUGCGCCGUUGUGA